AUGUCAACUUCCAGGGUAAACCCAACUUUUUACCUAGUGGUCUUAACGGUGGCCCUCAGUUGUAUAAUAAUAACCCCGCUCAGAGUCUGUGAGGCAUCACCGUAUGCUAACGACGCUCCUUACCCUCCUGAAGGCAACAACAAUUCAACUGAAAAUGAAAAUCAUGCCAACGACCAAAGCGAAACGGCCGUAUAUCACUUUAUUGUUGAAUUUUUAAUUCAGCUUGUUUACUAUUUAUAUAAGUUUUUAUACUGGCCGUGCUACGCACCAUUUUAUAUAUUGAACGCACUUUACAUGGCUUUUGUAUACACGCCCACAGUUUACGUAUGGAAAGUAUUAUCAUUAUUUUCCCCAUUACUCGCAUUCUGUAGUGCCGCAGCAUUUUUUGGAAUUUGUAUUGGAGCCACGGCGGGAUGGUUCUCGGAGGUGAUUAUAGGGGUGUUGACCGCCCCGAGUAACGAUGAAGUAGCAUUAAACGAAUUAAAGAAAAAAAGACACGUGGCAAAACUGAGAAGGCAACUCGCCAAUUUGAAGGCUAGGAAUGGAGGGAGAAUUCCCAAAGAGUUUUAUCGACGUCAAGGCGCUACCCUUCGAAAGAAUAUUUUGCAGAAUGGCAUGUUUGAUGAUUAUGGAAGCGAUUAUCGCAAGGAUUAUUCCGCCGGGGGGGAGUGA
Acaulospora morrowiae is the source of this 672-nucleotide messenger RNA. Lineage: Eukaryota; Fungi; Glomeromycota; Glomeromycetes; Diversisporales; Acaulosporaceae. The record is from the annotation of a GenBank genome assembly.